This is a messenger RNA of Condylura cristata (star-nosed mole), 6032 nucleotides long. RefSeq names its product sema domain, transmembrane domain (TM), and cytoplasmic domain, (semaphorin) 6D (gene SEMA6D). The coding region runs from base 437 to 3658 and encodes 1073 amino acids. Gene Ontology annotation, biological process: neural crest cell migration; negative chemotaxis; negative regulation of axon extension involved in axon guidance. Lineage: Eukaryota; Metazoa; Chordata; Mammalia; Eulipotyphla; Talpidae. The transcript has 19 exons. Gene Ontology annotation, molecular function: semaphorin receptor binding; chemorepellent activity. The record is from RefSeq and is a predicted model, not a curated record.
CACUUCCCACCCUCCCUCUCCCCCUGCUGGCCGAGCGCGCAGCGGGCGGACUACGGGGCCGGGAGCUGCCCACUGUCCACCCCCACUUCCCACCAGUCGCCCGGGUUUCUCCUCCCGGCCACUGUCCCCCCGCAACUUUCCGUGCUUUGUUCUCCGGCUGGAAAUGAUUUACGGAAGCGUCUUGGACACGGUCUCCGCCAGGCGGCAAGAGCCCAGCGCUGAGAUGUGUUACGUUCUCAUCUUCCCAUCAAUUAUGUAUGGAAACAAAUAAGGAAGAGUCAAUUUUGCAUGAGCCCCUUCUCCGGAGGCGAGAGACAUCCUGCAGCCCUGAGAGCAGCCUCUCGCCUUGGCGGCCACUGGCGGGGCGAUGGUGAGGAGGAAGGUAGCUAAGGGGAAUUUCUGAGGAGGGGCUGUUCUGUUACCACCUGGGCCCAUCAUGAGGUUCUUCCUGCUCUGUGCCUACAUGCUGCUUCUGAUGAUAUCCCAGUUGAGGGCAGUCAGCUUCCCUGAAGAUGAUGAGCCCCUUAACACUGUUGACUAUCACUAUUCAAGGCAAUAUCCGGUUUUUAGAGGACGCCCUUCAGGCAACGAAUCACAACACAGGCUGGACUUUCAGCUGAUGUUGAAAAUUCGAGACACACUUUAUAUUGCUGGCAGGGAUCAAGUUUAUACAGUAAACUUAAAUGAAAUCCCCAAAACAGAAGUAAUACCGAGCAAGAAGCUGACGUGGCGAUCAAGACAACAGGAUCGAGAAAAUUGUGCUAUGAAAGGAAAACAUAAAGAUGAAUGCCACAACUUUAUUAAAGUAUUUGUUCCAAGAAAUGAUGAGAUGGUUUUUGUCUGUGGCACGAAUGCAUUUAAUCCCAUGUGUAGAUACUAUAGGUUGAAUACCUUAGAGUAUGAUGGGGAAGAAAUUAGUGGCCUGGCAAGAUGCCCGUUUGAUGCCAGACAAACCAAUGUUGCCCUUUUUGCUGAUGGGAAGCUGUACUCCGCCACAGUGGCUGACUUCCUAGCCAGCGAUGCUGUUAUUUAUCGAAGCAUGGGUGAUGGAUCUGCCCUUCGAACAAUAAAAUAUGAUUCCAAAUGGAUAAAAGAACCACACUUUCUUCAUGCCAUAGAGUAUGGCAACUAUGUCUAUUUCUUCUUUCGAGAAAUUGCUGUGGAACAUAAUAAUUUGGGCAAGGCUGUAUAUUCCCGAGUUGCCCGCAUAUGUAAAAACGACAUGGGGGGCUCCCAGCGGGUCUUGGAGAAACACUGGACUUCCUUUCUGAAGGCACGGCUGAACUGUUCUGUCCCUGGAGACUCCUUUUUCUACUUUGAUGUGCUGCAAUCCAUCACGGACAUAAUUCAAAUCAAUGGCAUCCCCACUGUGGUUGGGGUGUUUACCACACAGCUCAACAGCAUUCCCGGUUCUGCUGUCUGUGCAUUUAGCAUGGAUGACAUUGAAAAAGUAUUCAAAGGACGGUUUAAAGAACAGAAAACUCCAGAUUCAGUUUGGACAGCUGUCCCCGAAGACAAAGUACCAAAGCCAAGGCCUGGCUGUUGUGCUAAGCACGGCCUUGCGGAAGCUUAUAAAACUUCCAUCGAGUUCCCGGAUGAAACCCUAUCGUUCAUCAAAUCCCACCCGCUGAUGGACUCCGCCGUCCCGCCCAUUGCUGAUGAGCCCUGGUUCACGAAGACUCGGAUCAGGUACAGACUGACGGCCAUCGCCGUGGACCAUUCUGCCGGACCCCACCAGAACUACACAGUCAUCUUUGUUGGCUCAGAAGCUGGUGUGGUACUUAAAGUUUUGGCAAAGACCAGCCCCUUCUCUUUGAAUGACAGCGUGUUACUGGAGGAGAUUGAAGCCUACAACUAUGCAAAGUGUAAUGCUGAGAAUGAGGAGGACAGAAAGGUCAUCUCAUUGCAGUUGGAUAAAGAUCAUCACGCUCUGUAUGUGGCAUUCUCUAGCUGUGUAAUUCGAAUCCCCCUCAGUCGCUGUGAGCAUUACGGAGCCUGUAAAAAGUCUUGUAUUGCAUCUCGGGACCCGUACUGUGGCUGGUUAAGCCAGGGGGCCUGUGGGAGAGUGUCUCCAGGGAUGCUUGCUGGAGGAUACGAACAAGACACAGAAUACGGCGACACGGCCCAUCUAGGGGACUGCCAUGAAAUUUUGCCUACUUCAACUACACCAGAUUACAAAAUAUUUGGCGGUCCAACAUCUGACAUGGAGGUAUCUUCGUCUUCUGUUACCACAAUGGCAAGUAUCCCAGAAAUCACCCCUAAAGUGAUUGAUACCUGGAGACCUAAACUGACGAGCUCCCGGAAAUUUAUAGUUCAAGAUGACCCAAUCACUUCUGAUUUUACUGAUCCUUUAUCAGGUAUCCCAAAGGGUGUCCGAUGGGAAGUUCAGUCUGGAGAGUCCAACCAGAUGGUCCAUAUGAAUGUCCUCAUCACCUGUGUCUUUGCUGCUUUUGUUUUGGGUGCAUUCAUUGCAGGGGUGGCAGUAUACUGCUAUCGUGACAUGUUUGUUCGGAAAAACAGAAAGAUUCACAAAGAUGCAGAAUCUGCCCAGUCGUGCACUGACUCCAGUGGAAGUUUUGCCAAACUGAAUGGUCUCUUUGACAGCCCGGUCAAGGAAUAUCAACAGAAUAUUGAUUCUCCCAAAUUGUAUAGCAACCUGCUGACCAGUCGGAAAGAGGUGCCAGCCAACGGGGAUACUAAAUCCAUGGUGAUGGACCAUCGAGGCCAACCUCCCGAGCUGGCAGCCCUCCCCACGCCUGAGUCUACACCUGUGCUUCACCAGAAGACCCUACAGGCCAUGAAGAGCCAUGCAGAGAAGGCCCACAGCCAUGGGGCGUCAAGGAAAGAAACUCCUCAGUUCUUCCCAUCUAGUCCUCCACCCCACUCCCCUUUAAGUCACGGACAUAUCCCCAGUGCCAUUGUUCUUCCUAAUGCGACCCAUGAUUACAACACAUCUUUCUCAAACUCCAAUGCUCACAAAGCUGAAAAGAAGCUUCAAAACAUUGACCACCCUCUUACAAAGUCAUCCAGUAAAAGAGAUCACCGGCGUUCUGUGGAUUCCAGGAACACCCUCAAUGAUCUGCUGAAACACCUAAAUGACCCAAAUAGCAACCCCAAGGCCAUCAUGGGAGACAUCCAAAUGGCCCACCCGACCCUAAUGCUGGAUCCUGUGGGACCUCUGUCUGAGGUCCCACCCAAGGUCCCCAACCGGGAGGCAUCACUAUACUCUCCUCCUUCCACUCUCCCCAGAAAUAGCCCAACCAAGCGAGUGGACGUCCCCACCACUCCUGGAGUCCCAAUGACUUCUCUGGAAAGACAAAGGGGUUAUCACAAAAAUUCCUCCCAGAGGCACUCUAUAUCUGCAAUGCCUAAAAACUUAAAUUCACCGAAUGGUGUUUUGUUAUCUAGACAGCCUAGUAUGAACCGUGGCGGGUACAUGCCCACCCCCACAGGGGCGAAGGUGGACUAUAUUCAGGGGACACCAGUGAGUGUUCAUCUGCAGCCCUCCCUCUCCAGACAGAGCAGCUACACCAGUAACGGCACCCUUCCCAGGACGGGACUAAAGAGGACACCGUCCUUAAAACCAGAUGUGCCACCAAAGCCUUCAUUUGUUCCUCAAACCACUUCUGUCAGACCACUGAACAAAUACACUUACUAGGCCUCCAGUGUGCUAUCCCCGUGUGGCUUUAUUCUGUCCAUGUCCUGAGAGGAUGCUGUUGUAAUGGUACCCUAAGACAAGAGACUCGCUUGUAUUUUAAAGAGAGCCAAGUGGCCAAAGAAACGUCUAACUUUGGCAACAUCACAACUUGCCACAUGUAGCUACUGCAACAAGGCUUCUGUGUACUUGUCUGAAAACAAAGGAAGGUGCUGGUCAUUCCAUUUCUUUUGUUUGAAGCUAAAGAGAUGUAUAGCUCUGAGGGGCCAUCUUAACGGUAUAAAGAGCUGAUAGAGUACUCAGAAGAAUCUGUGAGCAAAUACUUGAAAAUGGGUUCAACUUAGACUGCCAUUACGUGUGGUCUUCCCAUUCAAUGUGAACAUUUUCUUAUGUAUGCAUUCACCUUGCCUCUUGCACAAAUGUCAAAAACAAUGGUAAUAUCUCAAAGAAAAGAACUUGUAGAUUACCAAACAAUUUGCGAAAAAUUCAGUCUUCGACCCAAGUUGUAGCAUUUUUUUCAUGCGUGGCACUUUUUUCAUGCCACCAAUGAACUGUGUUGCGUGUGUGUGGGUGUGUGCCUCUGUGUGCGUGUGGAUGUGUCUGUGUGUUCUGUACCCACUAGGAGUUGUGUAGGUGCCCACCACAUCUUUUCGUGCUAUGGAGUUGUUUACAUUGAGCAUGACUGAACGAAAGACAAUAACUUCUUCCCACAGCAGUCCAUUGGGUCCAGCUUUCAGAAGGAAGUAAAAUCGAGGCCAAUUUGACCAUGGUGCCCAAUGCUAGAAUGUAAGGGUUUCUAGAUAAUUCUGUGCUGCUAUUCAUUAAAACUUCUAUUACAGUCUUGCCAGCUAAAGGCGAUAGAGAUAUUAAGAGGUAUCCUUGAUUUAUCCACCAGUAUUCAGUAGUGAAACUUAUCUGUCCACUGUGAAUCCAAGCCCAAGUCAUUCUAUAUCACCUUGGAUACUGAUACGGUUUUAUUUGGAUUGUUUGGUUUUUUUCCUAUGGAGUAAUAUUUGGCUUCCUUUAACAACCCCUAUCCCCAAGAUCAAAACAAAACAGAAGACAAAAGAAGGGAGUGUGAAGGCAUUGUAAUUGGCUUAACAGGAACAGUCUAUGAAAACCUACGAGAGGUGCAAUCAUGUUGUCUAUGUUGUGUUAUGUGAGAAUUUUCUCCUAAGUCAUGCAGGUAAUGACAAUAUACUGUAAAUAUUACAUGUGAGUUUACCUGAAUCUGUGCAUUUUGUGCCUUAUUCAUGAGAAUGAUAGAAGUUCUAAAAUACGUCACGUGUUUCCAGUAUAGCACAUCAUAUACUGAGUGCCAGUUGUAAAUGUUUUUCAACCAGCACCUGAAAGGACUUUUUCAAACAUUAUAAAACCACCUAGAACAAUUAAUCGUCAAACAAUCCACCCAAAUAGCAGCAUUCUAUCCUUUGCCAUGAUAAACAUUCCAUUCCUGCUUUCCAGAGGAUGACACAGUGAUAAUGUGAAGUCAAAUGAGGUUUUCCGGGUAAUGUGAACCCGGGGAAACCAUCUAGCAUCAGUUACACAUAGUUCUGCAGAAGCCACUCACAGUUGAUGAUGCGCAGCCCGAUGUCUGUCUCAGUUAAUGUGCUGAACACCACACCACGGUUUAUCGAACCUAAUCUAGAAAGUACCAAGGCAGAGGAAUGCUGCUGACUUAGUCAGACCAGUAAGUUCAGCUGAUGUCUUGCGAUAACCCUGAUGACAUGAUCCCUUGGGGGCCGAUGGGUGGCAGAGACCAGAGCAUUUUUAUACAGAAUGUAGAAUACUGAGACAGCUAUUCUUUUUCUUUGAGAAUAUUGUUUUAUAAAGAACAUGAUUCCCUGAUGUCUGCAAGCUCAAAAGCUAAAACUUCUGUUCUUGAAGCACUUCAGCUUUGCAACUAAAAUAUUACAGAUUAAUAAUAAAUUAAACCAACCAACGAUAAACACUACUCAGUCCACCGCCGACAAAGCGUGUUUGAAUUCACCUUACCAAUAUUAAUCCCGGCGCGGAAAACGGAACAGUAACUCUAUGUGAUCCCGGAUAACAUCUUGUAACAUUGUGCUGCCUUGUAGUUUGUAAUGUGAGUUCUAUCAGUAUUUAUGUUGAAAUUUCUAACAUAAAAUCUAGUCUAUCCUGUUAAUUUAAAUUUUAAAUGCUUUAUCCAUUUGUGCAAAGGUAAACACAGAUUGUAUCUUUUUUAAUGGUACGGCAUAAAAAGUAACCCUAAAGUGAAGUGGCUCUAUACUGUUUUAUAGAGUACUUUAACAUGUAUAGAUAUCUUGUAAACUUGUAUUGUGGAUGUGUAAAUAAUAUGUACUUUGGGUUUUUAACACCGCAUGUAAAGUCAAAAUAAAAUAUACAAAUCAUUAUA